Messenger RNA from Myotis lucifugus (little brown bat), 921 nucleotides. RefSeq names its product aquaporin-2. The record is from RefSeq and is a predicted model, not a curated record. NCBI's taxonomy places the organism in Eukaryota, Metazoa, Chordata, Mammalia, Chiroptera, Vespertilionidae. The coding region runs from base 70 to 921 and encodes 283 amino acids. The transcript is spliced from 4 exons. Gene Ontology annotation, molecular function: water channel activity. Gene Ontology annotation, cellular component: apical plasma membrane; plasma membrane. Gene Ontology annotation, biological process: transmembrane transport.
AGAGAGAGAGAGAGAGACCCAAGCCUCCUGCCCUGAGACAGCGGGGCCAGCUCUGAAAAGCUCGGCAGCAUGUGGGAACUCCGGUCCAUAGCCUUCUCCAGGGCCGUGUUUGCAGAGUUCCUGGCCACACUCCUCUUCGUCUUCUUUGGCCUGGGCUCGGCCCUCAACUGGCCGCAGGCCCUGCCCUCUGUGCUGCAGAUCGCCAUGGCCUUCGGCUUGGCUAUCGGCACCCUGGUGCAGGCGCUGGGCCACGUGAGCGGGGCCCACAUCAACCCUGCGGUGACGGUGGCCUGCCUGGUGGGCUGCCACGUCUCCUUUCUCCGGGCGGCCUUCUACGUGGCUGCCCAGCUGCUGGGGGCCGUGGCAGGAGCCGCUCUGCUGCACGAGAUCACACCAGAAGGCAUCCGAGGGGACCUGGCCAUCAAUGCGCUCAGCAACAACACGACAGGUGGCCAGGCGGUCACGGUGGAGCUCUUCCUGACCCUGCAGCUGGUGCUCUGCAUCUUCGCCUCCACCGAUGAGCGUCGUGGAGACAACCUGGGCACCCCUGCCCUGUCCAUCGGCUUCUCCGUGGCCCUGGGCCACCUCCUUGGGAUCCACUACACCGGCUGCUCCAUGAAUCCUGCCCGCUCCCUGGCUCCCGCUGUUGUCACCGGCAAAUUUGAUGACCACUGGGUCGCCCCCAGCAGCCGCGUGGUCGUUUCUAAUCACAGGACGCGCACUUCAUACCCGCGUGAGGCCCGGUCCGCACCCGCGGCGGGAGAGGAGCGGGGCCCCGCGCCACCCCGUGCCCUCCGCUCCCGCGCCCUCUGCUCCCGCGCCCUGCGCCCCCGCGCCCAGCGCCCUCCGCUCCCGCCCGCAGGGUCUUCCUGGAUUCGGACCCCCUGGUCGGGCGCCAUCCUUGGGCUCCCCUCCUUCUAA